This is a messenger RNA of Saccostrea cuccullata (small rock oyster), 2694 nucleotides long. RefSeq names its product basal body-orientation factor 1-like. NCBI's taxonomy places the organism in Eukaryota, Metazoa, Mollusca, Bivalvia, Ostreida, Ostreidae. The coding region runs from base 498 to 1802 and encodes 434 amino acids. The transcript is spliced from 12 exons. The record is from RefSeq and is a predicted model, not a curated record.
AUGGAAAAGACUUUCAGGUGUUCCUGCAUUUGAUUAUUAAAUUCUGUAAAGGGACUGUGAUCAGUCAAAAGAAACUGCCAUUUCUUAAUUACAAUUCUACUUCGCACCUUUUUGUGGGUGUAAAAAAUUAAUUUUCUGGAUAGUGAAAUUUUUCUUUCCUACGAUUCUUUGAAUUUGGUGAUCCUGCAGACCUUAUAGGAGCUGGGAUCUGUCUUUCAUACUAUUUAAUAAUGCAUCAGUGUGUAAACUUAUGGUGAUUAUAAAUGACCCGUACAUUUUCCAAUAAAGUCUAGAUGUCGUAAAUCUAAAUGUGUUGUAAAUUUUAUGCCCAAUUUCCUGCAACAUACUUCAGACGAUAUUUUAGGGUGGUGGUUUUUGUAUCAUAAAAAUUUUGAGAAGAACAAAGUGUUUGUUGACAAGGGUAGUGUUGAAGUACCCCUUGCUCUUUUUCCAAUGUGUUGAGACUAUUUCGAGUGGUCUAACAGUUACUAGCUGGAAUGGAUUUGGAUUAUGACCAACUCAGGGGAAUCAGAACAAGAUUCACUAAUUGUCUACAUGAUCUUGAGGAGCAGAGACAGAUGAACAAACAGGCAGCACAUGAUCGCAUGAUGGCAGUGGCUCGGGCCAAAGAUCAGCUCAAACAGGAAAUGUUACAGGAGAUAGACAGAGUCCGCGAAAAACUCAAACAGGAACAUAGACAAGAAAUAGAGCGCUUACAGAACACUAUACGCAGACAAGAGGAGGAGCUCUGUAAUCUACGAGCCGAGAGGAAGCUUUACGUCAGACCCGAGCUGGAAAACUCUCUCGACCGAGUAGAGAGGACAAUCGUCAACGAAAUAAACGAGGAAUGUCGACGCAACUCUGGUGUUCUAGGCAGCAGUCCACGCAAAGUCAAUCUCAAAAACUUCCAAGUAGAAAACGGUGGUUACACUCCCAAUGGCAGAAGUCGAACACCUACCACGGCAGCUCUAAUUCAGCCCACAGAUAACAAAGAGGCAAACCUCAGGGCCUGCAACCAAGACCUACGUAAUCAUGUGACAGAGUUAAAAAGGGAAUUAGAAUUACAGAAAUCAGCUCUAAUGAGGGUAGAAAGAGAGAAGGAUGACCUUGUGCAGAAUGUAAAGAAAGAGAUAGAAAUAGAAAAGAAUAAAGAGCUGGAAAAGAUGAAACAGAGUCUGAUGAAGCAGGUGCCAGCACUGGAAUACAAUGGCUACAAUGUGCACAAACCCAACAAUCAAAUGCAAUAUAACAACAAACUGGUGUCCACCCCCCACUUUGAGUACAGUCCCCGGGGAGAGGUACAGAAUUACGAGAUAGGGAGACUGGAGAGAGAAAUCCGCCGACUCGCAGAGAACCAAAAGCAAAUCAUUCAUCAAAAUGCUUCAGCAGUAGAACAUGAUAUUCAGAAUGAAAAAAUGAUAAACCAGUUAAAAGCCAAGGUCAUGCAGCUUCAAGAUGAAAAUGUAGCUCUGAAAAGCAGCAAGUUUAAUUCCUACUCUGUCCCUGAUCUGUCAAAUCCGUCACACUAUCGCUCAUCAGCAUCCCUACACCAGCCUACACACAGAGAGAAGUUAGCCCACUAUCUGGAGCAGCGGUCUAAGGAGGGACUGAUAGACACUGAGACCGUGUCAGAACACCAGAGGAUGAACAGGAACAUGAUGUCACAGAAAAUGAUGGAGAUGACGCGGCUACAGAACUCCCUCACUGACCAGGCCAAGGAUUUGAUUCACCUGAGUAAAUCCUACCACCAGCUGAACAAGAGGUCUCCAUCCCCUGUAAAGGACCUGAACAUCACCCAGUGACAGGAGGGGGGGGCAGUAACAGGGAGGGGAGGGGUAGAAUGUGGUCAUUAGUUUUAUCUGUAUUUGUUACAGGACCUGAUUUACCUGGGAAAGUCUUAUAAUCACCUGGACAGGUACUACCACCCACGGGAAGCCUGGUACUCCGUGCACGACCAUAACCAGUACUGAAUGUAAUCAUGUAAUAAUGUAAUAUCCAGUACUGAAUGUAAACCUGUAAUAGCCAUUACUGACUGCACUGAAUGUAAACAUGUAAUAGCCACUAAUGACUAUAAUCAUGUAAUAAUGUAAUCGCAGGUACUGACCAUAAUCAUGUAAUAAUGUUAUCAUUUUUGAUAACAUUUAUAGUAACCAUUACUGAGUGUUAUCAUAAAUGUAAUAGCAUUUGUGUAAUCACAUUUCUAUUUUUGUGAUUUCUUAAUUACAAUAUAUGUAAUUAUGAUUCUAGCAUUAAAAAUAAUUUCUAUUGUUACAAAUUAAUAUAUUAAUUAUCGAUUGUAUGAGCUUUAAUACACAAAUUGCAAUGACAUUUGUAGUCAAUCUCUUAAAUGUGUUAUUGUGAAUGUAUUGUUGGCAGGUACAUGAUCGACUUAACACAUUGACUAGACUUUUAUUUUUUAUUCACUAUUACAUGAUUCAUCUAAAUAUGAGUUAUACAUAGAUUUAUCUGAAAUCAUAUGAAUUUUUGUUACUAUUAUCUAGAUACAUAUUGCAAUAUUUCCACUUGAACCAACUUCCACAAAUAUAUGUAAUAUUUUUUUGUUUGUUGUAUGGCAGGUUUAAUUACAUGGUUAGUGGUGUUAGCUUUAUACAUUAUCAGACACAAGAGUUACCAAGUUAACCUGAAUAUAGAACAAGAAUACAAUAAGUUUCUGUAUUAAUAAUUUAUUAAUUU